AUGCCCCUCGAUACCUCUACAACCUACCGUCUCACCCGACUCCGUCUCGAUGGCCGAAGAUGGAACGAGCUCCGGCUUGUCCAAGCUCAAAUCUCCACGAACCCAGCUAGCUCCGGUUCUUCAUAUCUCGCAAUGGGGAACACCGUCGUGGUAUGCAAUGUCCACGGUCCCGCCGAGGGAAAGCGAUCUGAAACUGCAGGUGGAGGGGGAGGAGCUGUGGUCUCAGUGGUUGUAAACAUAGCCGGGUUCGCGGGUGUUGACAGGAAGAAGAAAAGCAUGAUGGCUGGCGGUGGAGGAGGAGGUGGUGGUGGAGGCGAUAGACAAGCUACGACUGAACUCUCGUCCGCUCUGCGCGACGCUUUCCAACCACACCUGCAUACUCACAUAUACCCUCACAGCACGAUAUCACUUCAUGUCUCCGUGCUCUCUUCUGACGGCUCCAUAUUUGCUGCUUGCAUAAACGCCUGUACCCUUGCCCUGGUGGACGCCGGCAUCCCCAUGCCAGGCCUCCUCUGCGCGUGCACAGUAGGCAUGAGUGGCCGUGCCUCUACUCCCGCCGCUGAACUCGCCCAGUCGCGAGUAGGCGGAAUAAACGAAAGCUUGGAUCCGCUGCUCGAUCUAUCUCGCCCCGAAGAACUAGAAUUGCCGCACAUGACGGUCGCAAACACGAAUCCAGUUGCGGGUGCUUCAGAAGAGGGCGAAGAGGAGGAGCAGAUGCUUUCUAUCGUGCGGAUGGAGUCUGGCGUCCAUAUAUCGUAUUUGGAGACCAUGUUUGCGGUGGGAAUUGACGGGUGUAAGCAGGUGAGAGAGAUAUUAAAUGGGGUGUUGAAGAGCGCAGGCAGGAGGGUUCUUGAGGGAGAAACAGGCUAUCAGGCCGGUAUGGAUAUGGAGCCGUGA
Coccidioides posadasii C735 delta SOWgp is the source of this 897-nucleotide messenger RNA. It is a transcript of the gene SKI6, whose product is annotated as Exosome non-catalytic core component. Lineage: Eukaryota; Fungi; Ascomycota; Eurotiomycetes; Onygenales; Onygenaceae. Gene Ontology annotation, cellular component: cytoplasmic exosome (RNase complex); nuclear exosome (RNase complex); nucleolus. The record is from RefSeq and is a predicted model, not a curated record. Gene Ontology annotation, biological process: U4 snRNA 3'-end processing; rRNA catabolic process; nuclear mRNA surveillance.